GCAUUUAACCUUGCGCCGGGUUGGCCGAAAGCUUUUCGCGAAUAGCUAUUGGGAUUUUGCAAGCUGCGCAGCUGCUUAUUGUUUAGCAAAUUGAAUUUUGGGACAUUUUAUUAAAAACAAAAAUAAAAUAAAAACAAAAUGUUGAAGCAAGUAACAAAACAAUUGGCACUGCAAGGCGUGCGCAACUUUUCGGUCAGCCAACAGAACAACUACAAGGUGACCGUAUGUGGCGCUUCCGGCGGCAUUGGCCAGCCGCUGUCGCUGUUGCUCAAGCAGAAUCCCUUGGUUACGGAUCUGGCUCUGUAUGAUAUCGUGCAUACGCCCGGAGUGGCCGCCGAUUUGUCUCACAUCGAUACCCAGAGCAAGACUGUGGGUUUCAUGGGCGCCGAUCAAAUGGGCGAUUCGCUUAAGGGAUCCGAUGUUGUUGUCAUCCCCGCUGGCGUUCCCCGCAAGCCCGGCAUGACUCGCGAUGAUCUCUUCAAUGUGAAUGCCGGCAUCAUUAGGGAUAUUUCCAAGUCAAUUGCCAAGAACUGCCCCAAGGCACUUGUGGCCAUCAUCACGAAUCCCGUUAACACCUGUGUGCCCAUUGCUGCCGAGAUUCUGAAGAAGGCCGGCGUGUAUGAUCCCAAGCGUCUGUUUGGUGUCUCCACUUUGGAUGUGGUUCGUGCUCGCGCCUUUAUUGGCCACUCCCUUGGCGUUGAUCCCCAGAGCGUGCAGAUUCCCGUGAUUGGCGGCCACUCCGGCGUCACCAUUCUGCCAGUGCUGUCGCAGAGCCAGCCUCAGUUCAAAGGCAACCAGGAUGCUAUUGAGAAGCUGACCGUACGCAUUCAGGAGGCCGGCACUGAGGUGGUUAAGGCCAAGGCUGGAGCUGGAUCUGCCACCUUAUCGAUGGCCUAUGCUGGCGCUCGUUUUGCUGGCUCUCUGCUUAAGGGUCUGAAUGGCGAUAAGAACGUCAUCGAGUGCUCAUACGUGCAGUCCAACAUUACGGAGGCAACGUUCUUCUCCACGCCGCUGGUGCUGGGCAAGACUGGCCUGCAGGAGAACCUGGGACUGCCCAAGCUCAACGACUACGAGAAGAAGCUGCUGGAGGCCGCCAUUCCCGAGCUGAAGAAGAACAUCCAGAAGGGCAUUGACUUUGCCAAUGCUUAAGCUAAAUGAAUUCUGAAUGUGAUCACAGCUAUUUACUAGCCACAGUCUGUCAAUCAACCCCUUAAAAGUUUCCAUCAUUAGUUAUCAUUUAGUUUUUUACAUGCAUUGGUUAUUUACUUAGCAAAUUCGAUCGUUUUAAGUUGAAAAGUGUGAAACAUUCGUAAGUCCAAAGAUUAAACAGCCAAGCGCUACAUUUACCAUUGAAAA
This is a messenger RNA of Drosophila grimshawi, 1356 nucleotides long. RefSeq names its product malate dehydrogenase, mitochondrial (gene Mdh2). Gene Ontology annotation, biological process: tricarboxylic acid cycle; carboxylic acid metabolic process. The transcript is spliced from 4 exons. Gene Ontology annotation, cellular component: cytoplasm; mitochondrion. Gene Ontology annotation, molecular function: L-malate dehydrogenase (NAD+) activity. The record is from RefSeq and is a predicted model, not a curated record. NCBI's taxonomy places the organism in Eukaryota, Metazoa, Arthropoda, Insecta, Diptera, Drosophilidae. The coding region runs from base 139 to 1149 and encodes 336 amino acids.